Molecule: messenger RNA, 3265 nt
Organism: Schistosoma haematobium
Lineage: Eukaryota; Metazoa; Platyhelminthes; Trematoda; Strigeidida; Schistosomatidae
Gene: ERGIC2
Product: Endoplasmic reticulum-Golgi intermediate compartment protein 2
Exons: 8
Coding region: 351-1289 (312 amino acids)
Biological process (GO): endoplasmic reticulum to Golgi vesicle-mediated transport; retrograde vesicle-mediated transport, Golgi to endoplasmic reticulum
Cellular component (GO): COPII-coated ER to Golgi transport vesicle; endoplasmic reticulum; membrane
Source: RefSeq, a predicted model, not a curated record
AUAAGAGAUCUUGAAUUUAUGGAGGUCAGAAGGAGAAAUGUGCAUACCACCAACAAAGGUCCGAGGCCUAGUGUCUCACAAAUAGUAAAUGAGCUAGAUGUCUUCCCAAAACUUCCACGAGAAUGCAAAAAAUCAACAUGGAGUGGUGGUCUAGUUACUAUUCUAACAUUUUGUUGCAUAUCUUGGUUGCUUAUAAUGGAAUGUCGAAGUUAUCUUGAUCCCCCCGUCAAUUAUUCUUACGAACUAGAUAAAUCCACCUCUGGGUAAGGAUUUUCUUCUCCAGAUCUUGUUCUAGAAAAGUAAAAGUCAAUAUUGACAUUGUUGUUGCCUCACCAUGCCAUGAUGUUUCAAUGGAUGUGGUGGAUACUUCUGGGUCCUCUCUGUCUGAUGAAGAGAAUAUUCAGUACUUACCAACAUCUUUCGAACUUAGCCCAUCAGCCCGAGCCGCAUUCAAAUAUCGACAAUAUAUAGCUGGGGCUCUCCGUGCAAAACAUCAUACUAUACAGCAUUGGUUGUGGAAAUAUGCCUCUGAGACAAGUGUUUUCACAGACUUUGAAGUCCCUGUGGUUGACAAAAAGGUUUCUGAUGACCGAAAUUCUGAUGCUUGUCGAAUCGUUGGUACUUUGUUCGUUAAAAAGGUUGGAGGAAACAUACAUAUACUAUUUGGGAAACCUCUGAACGGGUUCGGUAAUUUUCAUCUACAUGUUGUACCAUUUUCAAGCCAAUCGGUUCAAAAUUUCAGUCAUCGAAUAAAUCAUUUUUCUUUUGGUGAUCUAGUUAAUGGACAAAUACAUCCGUUAGAAGCUGUUGAAUCUGUUACUGAUGUUGCCUUUACAUCAUUUCAAUAUUUUGUCACAAUGGUCCCUACCAAAGUGGUUAAUCAUUUUCAUAUUACAGAAACUUAUCAGUAUGCAGCAACUUUACAGAAUAGAACAAUUAAUCAUGAUGCUGGAAGUCAUGGAAUACCUGGAAUAUUUUUUGUUUAUGAUACUUUUCCAUUAGUUGUAAAAAUAACAUAUGAUCGUGAAUUAUUAGGUACAUUUUUUACUCGACUUGCUGCAUUAGCCGGUGGAAUAUUUGCAACAGUUGCUUAUCUACGUGAAAUAUUAUCAAAUUUACCUGAUAUUUUAUUUAGAACACGUUUAGGUCGUCAAUGGACUAAUAGUUGGACACGUGGAAAACGAAAUAUUUGCAUUAAACUAUCUGAACAUCUUCCAAAUGGUUUAGAUAAAACUGGUUUUUUAACUCCAUCAUUAGAGAAUGUGUUAAAUCCAGACUCAGAUACUUGAUUUAGACAAUUUAGUCUCCAAUUCAAUGAAUUACUCUAUUGUAGUCAUUAUUAUUAUUAUUAUUAUGAACACUAUUACUUUUCACCAGCUCUAUCUGUUUUCUGUAUCUAAUAUUACCUUUUCUGUGAUUUGUAUUUAUCGGCACAAUGUUUAUGUAUGUGUGUGUGUGUGUAUAAAUGAGUAUAACUUUUUUGUCUUGUACUGCUGAAUUACUUUUGUGUACAGUAUCUUUGACCUUUAAUAUCCAAUCUAUUCACAUACUUCACUCUAGUUCCUUUAUGAAAUUUUGUAUGUUUCUAAAAGAUUUUUUUUAUUUUAAUAAAAUAAUAACUACUAAUACUACUAGUACUGCUGCUUAUCUUAUGCAUAAUUGUUAAAAUUAGUUUUCGGUUUGUUGUAUAUAUUUCUAUAUUUUAUUGAUUUUAUACCUGUAAGGAAUGAUAUCUACUUAAAGAAACAAUAAUGGUGAAAUUCUUGUUUGUUGAUUGAUCGCUGAUCGCCAUGUUGUAAAGAAUGUUCUAGUAUCAUUUUCACUAGAUUCGUUAACAAAGUUCGUUGUUAAUGAUGAAUAAUCAGAGAGCGAUUUUGUGGAUAUUAUAGUAAUUUAAUAGUUGAAUUCAUGAGUCAUUUGAAACUACAGACCACCAUGAAAGACCUAGAAGCACUAGACGGCCGUUUCGCCCUAGUAUGGAACUCCUCUUCAAUCCCGCCUCGCGAGAUUCGAACCUAGGACCAUCAGUCUCGCGUGCGAGACUAAAUUUCUAGUGAGAAGCUGUGACCAGUGGAUUUCAACUGGAUCUGUUGUGUGAUAGCAACUCACUGAAGACAGUGGUGGACGGUGGCUCAAUUUCGUGGAUUGGUUGAAGUUAGACAUUAACACAGUUGGGUGCCGGCCUGUUCAGUGGUCUAGAGGUUAAGCGUUCGCGCGCGAGACCGACAGGCCCUGGGUUCGAAUCUCGGGGGGCGGCAUCGUGGAUGCGCACCGUUGGUGAGUUCCACAGUGGAACGAAACGGCCGUCCAGUGCCUCCAGGUCUUCCAUGGUGGUCUAGCGUCAAUUGACACAUGAAUUCAACUAUUAAUUGAUGAAUAAGACCGGUAAUGACGACAUGUUAUCAUUGUGUAUGUUCGCAUAAUUGUAGACAGUUGAAAUAAUGCAUAUAAUCUAGAUUUUAUGAUUAUUAGUACUGAUAAGAAAAAGUCUUAUUUGAUUAGUCAGUUAACAACGGGAAGCUUAUACGUCACUGUUCAUUCGUUAGUCGUGAACAAUAAUAGAUUUAUGCAAAUGAAUCCCGAUCAUUUCAGUAAGCAUUAGAACCCAUUAAAAAGCUAUCGUCUCGUGAGUGUCAAUUGAAAAGCCUUCAUAAGUUAAUUCAAGGGUCAGUGGUCCCAUGGAUUCAUACUACUUUUUACUGUAAUGCAACCUACUUCUUUGAUUGCUAGAAGAACAUAUCAAGAUAAGUGGUGCUUAAAUAUGUUAACACUUGUCUCAAUCAACUCAUUCUAUGAAGUGCCGUAUUCUGAAGGGCCAAAUCCCCAAUUCUGAAAUCCUAAACCUAAUUUUUGCAUUGAUCGAUUGUUCAGUUAUAUGUGAGUAAUGAUUCAAACAAAACCAUAAUUGUAACUGACGUAUGCCUUUUACCGUCGACAGUCAUAUAUAUCACUGCAAUAAACUAAUCCAGAGUUUAUUUCUAACUUUAUGCUAACAAACAGAAUGUUCAUUUUGAUUGAGAUAUUUUGGGUUUACUACGAUGUAAUUAGCUGAGCCCCAGCCGUUGUUGUUACCUUGACGUGAUGAUCAGGUUUGUCUAUGAUGGUGACACAAUCGAGUCAUAUUAACUAGAAUACACAUCCUUCCACACCAGACAGUUCGAUUGAAGAGUGUGAGAUUAGAAACACUAAAGUCAUAGUUCGAAAGCGAAUUUAUGGUGAUGAUUGUAUUGGGGUGCGACAGAAGUAAGGUGAUUGUCCAUCAGAC